AUGCCCGGCAAUUCCUGUGGAUCUCACCAUCUUGCAAUACGAAAACACGUAUGCCGACUACGAUAUAUAUUACAUCAACUUAAUAGCGGUCAACUUUCGACGGAUGAUUUCAAGAAGAAUCUCGAGUAUGCAGCUUUGCUCUUGGAAACUGAAUACACGGAUGAAAUCAGACGCAUUUGUGAUGAAGAAGAUGAUUUGACAGAUAUUAAACCGGAAGCAGUCUCCGAUGAAGUACGUGAAUGGCUUACAGCAACAUUUACAAAGCGAUCAAUUCAUUCAAAACGUGAAAAACCGAAACUUAAAUCGGUAGCUAAUGCUAUACUGACAGGAAUUUUUUUUGACAAAAUGUUUAGAAAAUCACAAGUACUGCUUAUUUCAACACCGCCAGAAAUCGCUGCGCUGAUGGAGAAUCUGAAUAGUUGGUCAUUUGAUUGCUUCCGAUUAAACGAAGUAUCCGAGGGACAUGCAUUAAAGUAUGUUGGCCUAGAAUUAUUCAAUCGAUAUCGUUUCCUUGAUCGUUACAAGAUCCCAGUGCAAAAACUCGAAAAUUACAUUGGAGCAUUGGAAGUUGGAUACAGUAAACACAACAAUCCAUACCAUAACAUUGUCCAUGCUGCUGAUGUAACUGCCUCAUCACAUUUCAUGAUAUCGCAGACUGGUUUUGCUACAAGCUUGUCAGAUCUUGACGUAUUGGCAGCUAUAUUUGGUGCAAUGAUACAUGAUUAUCAGCACACAGGUCACACAAACAAUUUUCAUAUACAGGCUGGAGAGUUACGUAAUUUGUUGAUCGAAAUUGUCCUUGCAACAGAUAUGUCAAGUCAUUUUGCGCAAAUUAAAACCAUGAAAGCGAUGUUAUCAUCGCCUGAAGGCAUUGAUAAAAUUAAAGCUAUUUGCCUCAUUGUGCAUGCUUGUGAUAUAUCGCAUGCCUCAAAACCAUGGGAAUUGCAUUCUCGAUGGACUGAAGGUGUUCUUGAAGAAUUUUUUCGGCAAGGUGAUCUUGAAGCCAGCAUGGGCCUGCCGUAUUCACCUCUUUGUGACAGAAAUACUGUACAUGUUGCUGAUUCACAAAUUGGAUUUAUUGAUUUUAUUGUUGAACCAACAAUGAUUAUUUGUGGAGAGAUGUUAACGAAGAUAAUUGAGCCAUUGGUACCGUUACAAUCAUCAAAUACUUUUUUGUCGGCUGAGAAUUCCAGUUCAUCAUUACCAAAUAUUGAUAUCACCGAGGAAUCAGAAACAGAAAAUGUAAGGAAUAAUGAAACAAAGAAUUCAUUCCGUUUUUUCCCUUUAAAUCAGGCUGGUAAAUUAGAAAUACCAACUCCGUGGAUAGAAUUCAUGCGUGAGAAUAAAGAUCGAUGGAAAAAGCAGGCUGCUAAAGAGGAGGAUGAGAAAAAGAAAAAUAAUGAAGCAAUCAGCGCCAAAUGA
Acanthocheilonema viteae is the source of this 1422-nucleotide messenger RNA. NCBI's taxonomy places the organism in Eukaryota, Metazoa, Nematoda, Chromadorea, Rhabditida, Onchocercidae. The record is from the annotation of a GenBank genome assembly.